Molecule: messenger RNA, 1362 nt
Organism: Brassica napus (rape)
Lineage: Eukaryota; Viridiplantae; Streptophyta; Magnoliopsida; Brassicales; Brassicaceae
Product: leucine-rich repeat extensin-like protein 3
Exons: 1
Coding region: 772-1269 (165 amino acids)
Source: RefSeq, a predicted model, not a curated record
CUAUGACCCAUUUGGAGAAGGCUGCUUUCCCGUCCAAAAGGUACAGUUUUGAGAUUUAUAUACAAACUUUUGUUUUGGUUAGAUUCAUUUAACCGGAGUUGUUCAUUUGCUGGCUUUGGUUUCUCUUAAAUUUUAUCCCAAAAAAUUAUUGGCGUGGCUCUGUUUUUGGUUAAAUUUUAACAGAUUUUGGAUUAAGGGAAAACGAACCAAACCAGAAACAAUUUUUGUAUAUCAAAUAUUUGUAACAGAACCGAUCCGGAACCGGAACCGGAACCGAGAGAAAUUAACCCGAAACCGAACCGGAAAAUUAUAAAUAUCUUGAUGGACCGAAUCUCUAAGUUCCAAAGGAAUCAGAACCUAUAAAACCAGACCUGAACCAGAAACGGAUAUUUUGAAUGCCCAUGCCUUAUCUUUUUUGUGCACAAAGUUAAACAAAACUUUAACUGAACUUGUUACCAACCAUAUUUAGCUCAAAUAAGUAAGUCUGUUAUUUUCUCUCUCUAUAAUUCCCGGGAAAUAAUGUUUACCAUUUCUCUCUCUCUCUCUGAAUUUUGUCUUAGUUGUAUUUUCUCUCACCUUGAUUCCUCAGAAUUUAUUUUUGUCACAGACUUCACGAUUGGUUACUUGAUUAAUUAUUCUUUCUGAAUCCAGCCCACUUCCUCCAUUUCUCUGUUUCUGUUGUUCCUUUUUUUUCCUUUUCAUCUCCAGAUGUCACAUUUGGUUUGCGGUAAAGAAGAAAAGGAAAACGUUUUUGAUUCAUUCUCUUGAUAAAUGGCUUUUCUUGAUUCUGUGUUGAGACAUUGGAGCCUCCUCCACAUUUUGUUUCUCUCCCUAUCUUUAUGUUUCCUCCUCGUCAGAUCACAAGAACCACCUUUCUUUGCACAACCUCCACCACCACCUCCACCACCUCCUCCACCUCCACCACCACCACCACCACCUCCUCCGCCACCACCACCGCCUUCUUCUGCACCUCCACCACUUGUCAAUGUGACAGACAUUUUUCCACCACCUCCAGUAGCAGAGACAAUUGUGCCUCUGCCUUCACCUGCUCCUCAACAGCAGCCUCCGCAGCCCAGGUCAGAAUCCCUUCCACCGCCUCCUGAGCCACGGAGGUUUGGAUCACCAGAUGAACCAAAGAGAGGUGGAUUAAACAAAGGGGAGACGGUGGGACUAGUCUUUGCAGGGUUAGCAGCAAUGUUGCAGGUCUUGGUUGUUGUCUUCUUGGUUCUCAAAAGAAGACAACUUCUCCAGCUCAAAGAAACUCAAUGACAAUGGUAGCAAAGUCUGAAUUGACACACAGCUUACUUUGUUAGUUUCAGAGGUCAUUUAAGAAAUGUUGGUUAGAGUGAUGAAGAACAGAGA